This is a messenger RNA of Anopheles maculipalpis, 1123 nucleotides long. RefSeq lists its product as uncharacterized. Gene Ontology annotation, molecular function: protein binding. Gene Ontology annotation, cellular component: extracellular matrix. The record is from RefSeq and is a predicted model, not a curated record. The transcript has 2 exons. Lineage: Eukaryota; Metazoa; Arthropoda; Insecta; Diptera; Culicidae. Bases 2 to 1123 code for a protein of 373 amino acids.
UAUGCGUCCUUUAAUUUUCAUAUUACUUUUAGUGAUCCCAUGCUCAUUAGCCAUCAUUAAGCAGACGAUAGAGUGCUCCCGGGUGCAACGUAAUUCAACAUGCUUCAUCGAGGGCGUAUCGUUUCAUACUCCUACGGACGAGUACUUUGCCGCAUUCCCGACCGCAUCACACAUAAUUAUAGAAUCGAGUGAAAUUCUACACUUCUCGGGCCAGCUGUUCGAUGCGCUCGCUGAGACAGCCUUCCUAACGCUGAAGGGCUGCCUGAUACCGACGGUUACCUUUCGCUCGGAUGAAUUACACUGUCUUCGCAUCGACAACACUGGGCUACGGGAGUUUGCGGUAACACCGUUCGAAAAUCGGAACCUCAACACGCUCAUCAUCAACGGAAAUCCUUUGUCGGUCAUUCCGCCAACCGUGCGCUAUCUUACCGGGCUCUCCAUUCUGGACCUGUCGAACAAUCAGCUAGAACACGUCAAGCUUGACUGGUUUCGAACGAUGGAAAAUCUCUUGGUGCUCGAUCUUUCCGCGAACAGAAUCACACGUCUUGAUAUUGCUCCAUCAUUGCGAUUUGGACGGUUGAAAAACUUCUGGGUCAAUCACAAUCUUCUGAGUCAUGUAGCAUUUUUUCCCAACUUUGCACCAGCUUUGCGGCGUGUUCGGCUUGUGGAAAAUCGUUGGAGCUGCGAUUGGGUGGCCCAAGUUCGACAGUCUAUUUGGACUUCAGCCAUUGAAGUGUACGGUGCGGAGUAUGUGUGUGCGGACAAGUUAGACGGGGGACUUUGUUGCUAUGAGGGCGAUCCUUACAACAUCACAGCAAUCGACCCGAAGCAGGAAGAGAGGACAUAUUUCGAAAAGAGAAUAGAAGUCGAACAAUUUCCUCGCGCAGAACGUAUGCUAGCGAGGGAUGAAAAUCGAGAGGAAAGGCAACACAUGCUUCUAAAGCAAUCGUAUGACGUGUUAGAGCAAAAGUAUCGCCGUUUGGUCGAGCAGAAGGAGCAACUAGAGCAGCGUUUUGUUAACACGGUGCGUGAGCUAGAAAGGACUGUGAAAAGAUUAACGACAGAGUUGACGGAGGCGCAGGACAUGAUCCGUACACAAAACCUUAAAAUUGUGUUACAAUAG